AUGGCCGAGAACACCUGUAUCAUGGCUGAAAUGCGUGAACUUGUUCCUCCAAUUAUGAAUGAGAAAACUACCAAGCUGAUGAUAAGAGCAGGAGAUCCAUUAGUUGUUGCAUGUGUAGCAUAUGCAAAUCCAAAACCUACGUACAGAUGGCAUACUAAACGUUCAAGUAAUGAGGAAUCAAUGCAGCAUAUGCUGGCUACUGGAAGGGCUAAGACAAAAGAUGGUACUCUUAUUAUAUCGGCUGUCAUAAAAGCCGAUAAUGGUGCUUUUUUUUGCACUGUGACAAACUCAGAGGGAACCGAAACAUUCAAAGUAGAUUUAUCUGUAACAUCUGCAUUAAGCGCUAGCAUACAGCCCGCCGUACAGACAGUUAGUCUGGGUCAUACUGCUGAUUUAGUUUGCAGUGUAUCUGGAUUUCCCACACAAAAUAUUAUUUGGAUGAAAGAUGGCGGUACCUUGCGCACAGGUUCUCGUGUACGACUCUUAUCCAAUGAGCAUAUUCAUAUCUCGUCCAUCGUAAAAGAAGAUAAGGGAAUGUAUCAAUGUAUUCUUAAAAACGAUUUUGAAUCUACUCAGAGCUCCGCUGAAUUAAGAUUAGGAGAAGUUGCCCCUCAGUUGCUCUACAAGUUCAUUGAACAAACUAUGCAGCCAGGUCCAUCCGUAUCAUUAAAGUGCAGCGCUAGUGGAAAUCCGACACCAAAAAAUUGUGUGGUAUGUGGAUGGGUUUCCUUUGCCUAA
Messenger RNA from Drosophila persimilis, 738 nucleotides. RefSeq names its product Down syndrome cell adhesion molecule-like protein Dscam2. Gene Ontology annotation, biological process: homophilic cell-cell adhesion; axon guidance; dendrite self-avoidance. Gene Ontology annotation, molecular function: cell-cell adhesion mediator activity. Gene Ontology annotation, cellular component: axon; plasma membrane. The transcript has 5 exons. The record is from RefSeq and is a predicted model, not a curated record. Bases 1 to 738 code for a protein of 245 amino acids. NCBI's taxonomy places the organism in Eukaryota, Metazoa, Arthropoda, Insecta, Diptera, Drosophilidae.